Messenger RNA from Porites evermanni, 4021 nucleotides. The record is from the annotation of a GenBank genome assembly. NCBI's taxonomy places the organism in Eukaryota, Metazoa, Cnidaria, Anthozoa, Scleractinia, Poritidae.
AUGGCUACCGGAGAUGCGAAAGAAAGUAGAGACAUUCCACCGGGUACUAAAGUGGUUUGUACAACUUGCUUAGAUGAAAAGAUUGAAGGAGAAGUUGUGGCAUUUGACUACGGAGCCAAAGUUUUGAUCAUAAGUAUCCUUUUACAUUCCGAUGAGUUGUGUUUGGCGGUUAAAUAUCGUAUGUAGUUGGUCGAUAGACACAUGAAUGUGUCUUUUGAAAAGUUUUUUCCUUGUUUGUCAUAACAAUUCAAUUUUUCAUGUUUAGUGAUCAAGAGAGUUGUAGGAAAAGUUAUCAUCGAUGUUACUACUUUUUUAUCUUUCUGCAAAUGUCAGAAUUUACGUUUAAUCAUGUACAACUUCAACUUAACUUCGUGUUUGACUACAAGGAGAACUUUGUUUCCAUCUUUGAAGAUCAAGAGACGGAUUUUUGAGAAAUUUUAUUCCAUAACAAAAGAUCCUAUGAAAUAAAAGGUUUUCAUUUUUUGAUCCUUCGAUAUGAUCUGGUGUGUUCGGAAACGAAAAAAAUAUCAAACAAGCAAGCACGUAGCUAAAAGGUUGACCUUAAAUUUGUUAUUACUUUGAGUAGUUGAGCUUAUACUUACAGCUUACCCUAGCCGAAAAGAAAUCUAAAAUUUCUUUACGUUACGUGAGAUCAUCCGGAAAGGAAGAAUUCAAGAGAGAGCUUUAAUAUCAGAACAGCAGACUCAUUAAAUUAAGCAGCUGCUAAUAUGAGUUUCUCAUUUUAUAUGCAGCUGAGAAUAGUAUUUGAGAGUCAAGGCCCUUGCUUUCAGGGUUAAUUCCCUUAAAGUUGGUGUGGGAGAAAAAAAAUGGGUAACAACACCUGUAUCGAAACUGAUUUUAUAGGAGAGUAAAAUUACUUUAUACCAUGCAAUACUUUAAGUAUUGCAUAAUAGGUUAUGUUUUUGUUUAUGUGCUUAUGAUGGUAUAAAGUGGAUGAAUUUUGACAGUACAAAAUUUGGCAUGCAACAUAUCAUCUUCCUUUUGCAACAUGGGAUCCUUCUGCAAAAAAAAAUUUCCAUGGUUGAAUGAAAAAAAAGCUGGCACUGUUCAACUAUGUAAAUGCUACAUGCCUUUUACAUAGAUUUAAGUUCAAGGUGCGGGCCAGGCAAUAUUUCCAAUUAAACUGGCUUGAAAAGUGAAAAUCUUGACAUUUUGCUUUUGAAUAAAUAGCAAACAGAAAGAACUAAAACUAUUUGGUCAUCUUACCAUGGAGGUAAAUUUUAUUAAUUUUUAUAUUCAUAUAUUUACUUUUAUAAGUAAUAUCUAUGGUGACAUAAAAGAUUCAAAAGUUGGCAGCAUUCAAGAUACUACAAGCUGUAACCAUGGAUUUUUGUUUAGAUGGCCAGAAUGUUACAGUUAACACACUGGUGUAAAUUGGUUGAUGUAAAAUAUUAAAUUAAAUCUAGUUAAAAAGCUAAAAAUGUCACAAGACAUUCAGACAACUUCUUGUAAUCUUUCUAUUGCAUUAGUGUUAGGGCGUAAAAGCUGUAUUAAUUGGCUCUUUAUAAGCUCUGGUGACUAGCCAAAAUCACCACCCAGUCAUUACAGAAGUGCUGGCUACUCACAGCAGAGCUGAUGAAAAAUAAUUGCUUCGAACUAAAAAUCUCACGCUAUUGAAAACAUAAAUUUUUGGACUUGGAAAGUCACAGAGGGUAAUUAUUGUGACAUAUAGCUCCUUCAUUGAACUUUGGAAAUAUCAUCUGAUUCGUUUGAUGAAUCCUUAAUGUGUUGUAGAAUCAACAAAAAAUACCAAGAAAAAUGUGAUGGACAUUAAGAUGCUAAACAUAGGCCUUAUGAAAAGCCUUGAAGUUAUUGAACUGUCCACCAAACCAGCACAGUCACUGCCUAUCGUAGAUGUGGACAAACUUGAUAAGAAAAUAAAUACUGCUCUGGAGCAAAAACGACGGGCAGCAGACAAAAUUGGAAUCAAUGUAACACCAGGAGCACAAAAGCUGUUUGAUACCAUCAAUAAAACGUAAGUUUGAUGUGUUUAUUCUGAGAAAUUUUUCACCUUGCAAGGCACAAAUCCACACAGGCCUCCACCAUUUUACAGAAAUCUGUCAGAUUUUUCAUAAUAGAUAUAUUUUUAAUGAUUAGAAACACUUUCCUAGUUGAAAUCUGGCCAUUAUCCCAUGUGAAUGACAAGGAAACCCAGGCAGGGGUUUUAUAGGAGUUAAAAAUCCAAAAACUUUCCCAGCAGAGCCCUGGACCCCCUAGAAGCUUGCACCUUUGGCACUUAUUUUGGAGAUCGGUCAGUAUUUGUCCUAGAUCUACACCUGCUUGCAAGGCACACAAUAAUUCUGACUUCAAGGAACAUGUUAGAAUAAUAUUAUUGUAACAUGUUCCUUGAAGUCAGAUAAUUUUACACACAAAAGACACAGUAAAUCUUUCAUCUAUUUGCUUUGAUUUUAACAUAAUUUUUUUAACACCAUCAAGUUAACAUUACAAUACAGAGCUGCAAAAUUAAUAAUGAAAGAGUCGCAUUUUGGAGUACUGCUUGCCAGUGCAUAAUACAGCUCAGGACUAAAUGGAUUGAAAAAAUGCACAGUGAACUUUCACAUGAAAUUUUUCCCUCUCAAUACUGUGUAACUGAAUAAGAAUUUGAAAGUCCCUAACAUCUCUGCUUUUUAUUUGUUUGUUUUGUUUUACCAACAGUUUUAAUGAUGUUAAGUGGGACGGUCAAACCAUUGUUGUCAUGGGUGACGUAAAAAUUGAACCACCGUACGAGGAGAGUACUUGCUAUGGCAAUGAAAAAUCACGAGAACACAUCAUCAAGAUUGUAAGUAAUUCUUGUUUUUCAGGAAACUGAACUUUGCUUGAUUUUCGGAAACAGUAAACUACUUUUGUAGUCAGGAUUAAAGGGCAUAGUCAACUCCAUUUAUUACAGUGCAAGAAGAUCAUCCCAUUACAACGUUUUUUAACACAAAAGAUUCUCAAGUUUUUGUAGCAAACAAUGCGAUAAAAUUAAAGGUUUAACUAUGCAAUUUUAAAAUCCUUUGAACUUAUGAGGUACCUAACCUUUCAGGAAACAGCUCUCAAUUUCUUAAUGUUCUUGUUCUGUUCACAAAAAUCUUUGAAUCUUUUGUUUUCAAAAAAGGGUUGUGACUGAAUAAUCUUCUUGCAAGUGCCUGGUUUGAGUAGUUGCACUGUAAACAUUAAUUAAAGAACAAGAAACAAGUCCUAUUGGUUAUAAUUUAUUUUACACUUGUUACUCAGCAUCACUUUGUAAAGCCUUACAGUUCAUCAUUAAAAUCAUGCAAGAAUUUUAGUUACAGUACUUACAGGGGGUUGCACUAGGAGAGUCACUUUCUGUGGCACGCAAAUCAUGUAGCAGGCAGUACAAUCUUUUUUUAUUUUUGCCACAGGUUGGUAACUUACUUUUGAUCCGUAAUGUAGCUGCUGCCCCAUAAAAGUGGGGUGUUCAUAUUAGUGAAGUGUCCACAAGGAGAAAGUUGGCCAUAUAAGUGAAUCUUUGUUUACAUUUUGUGCCUUAUUAACAUAUGCGUUUCAUUCCCGAUCAAACCAUUAAAAUAAAAUCAUUGAAUAUUGAAAGACUAUAACAAUUCCAGUUAUCCCUGAAAAUUUGAGCCCAAUAUACCGAUUCUUUUUCGGAGAAAUUCUCUUCCAAAAACUCAAAAGUAUACAAAGAAUAUGUGAUCUCAUUAGCAUUUUUGCAACCCAGCAAUUUCGCAGUUUUUGAUUGCUGCUAUUUCCUUUGUUAUUGAUUGCAAAGAGCUGAAAAUUGCACAAACUUCGCAAAAUAACCAGCUCUUUCAACUUUUGCACCUACAUGUAAUUUGUACAUGUGAGAACGUCUUCCACGGGUUAACUGGUUAAAAAAGUAAACAAAUAAAUUACGUCAACAAAGGUUUGCCAAUUAGGAAACAGUUUUGGACCUUAAUGUAUCAACCCUCUUUAAAUUGACAAGCAAGUACUUCUUUCUCAUGUGUAUUCGUAGGUCAGGAAACAUAACGAGGAAGAGAGAAAUGGCCUUGGAUAA